AUGCUGAAAACACCAGAUGUGCUCCUUUUCUGCUGUGUUGUCGGGGCAGUGAAUGCCUUGUACAAACAGUGGAUUCCUGACAACAACUAUGAGAAUAAGAUCAAUUGGGACAAGGAAGCUGUUCCGUGUGGCAACGACAUAGUUCAGUUUUCCGCCCAGAGACAAGUGUCUGUGUUUGUGGAGACCACACAUGCUGUGCGCGAGAUGAGGCUGCCAGCUGAUGGAGAGUUCAUACUGAAUUCAGGAGCUGGAUUUUACGUUGUGAGCAGACAAGAGGCAGACUGCGGAGCAGGUGUCAUGACCCAGUUCAAAGAAUCAGAGUCUCAUCAGUGGUUUAACCCAGCUCUGUGGCAGGCGGCCGCAACUCUGGAUGACCUGCAGCAUGUAAAGGUAUUAUUCUCAGUCCAUGAGGAGAGUGUCCCUUGCCAGUAUGAUGAUGUGGUUUUUAAAGCCAGCUCUUCUUUCAGGGUGGACACCAGCUCCAGUAAGUCCACCAUUCCUGUCAAAUCUGUGUCUGUGCUGGGGAGGAUGUUUGAUAGCAGAUCUGAGUUCUCCCAGUAUCUCAGCUCGCACUCGGGCCGGCUGCAGUUUCACGGAUCCUCUGCUGUCACUGUUGGAAGCCCGGGCUGUGGGGAUCCUUCUGGCUGUGACUGUGGGAAUUCUGUAAACCAUCAGUGGAUCUGUAGCACUGUAACAUGUGCCACUCUGAGCUGUAAGAACCCUAUCCUCCCUGUAGGACACUGCUGUGAUAUUUGUGGUGCCAUUGUCACCAUCCAUUACACCGCUGCUUUCAACCUGCAAACUUACAGGCAACGAGUGCAUCACCUAUUUCUUGUCCUGCCACAAUACAAAUCCAUGCAGCUGGGCAUGUCUAAAGUCUUCAAAUCACAGCGGUUGAUGGGGAUCGUCCCUUUUGGCACCUUACCUGAGAUCCAGGUGGUUAUCCAGGAUGGAGAGGAGGGAACACAGUCAGACACUCUGGCCUGGGACAUAGUGACAGAUGCCCGUACUCAUGGCUCCAACCUGGGAAUCAUUGGGGCUGAAUUUCAAGCCUCCUCUGGGAGCAGCAGUAAUCAAUCUAGAGGCAGUGCUGGGAUGGUGGUUGGAGUUGUGUUUGGAGUUUUAAUUGUGAUUACACUCAUCAUUGUUGUUGUUGUCCUGAUUCGUAUGGGGAUCGUUCAAGUACCAUCACUGCCUUCACUGCCAUCUCUGAACAUCUUAAGAAGGAACACUGAUGUUGGAGAGCUUGGUGGCCCUCUUGAUCGUGGCUUUGAUAAUCCCAUAUUUGACAACCUCAACAUGCUGCCUGAUAUUCCCGGUCUGUGUAGGACUGAAACCAAUAAUUCAAUCUCCUUGACUCAGACAGGUAUGCACUUUGUAAAUCCAGUUUAUGAUGAGAAUGAAACUGAUUUUAAUGCCUGA
Micropterus dolomieu (smallmouth bass) is the source of this 1422-nucleotide messenger RNA. It is a transcript of the gene amn, whose product is annotated as amnion associated transmembrane protein. The coding region runs from base 1 to 1422 and encodes 473 amino acids. NCBI's taxonomy places the organism in Eukaryota, Metazoa, Chordata, Actinopteri, Centrarchiformes, Centrarchidae. The record is from RefSeq and is a predicted model, not a curated record. Gene Ontology annotation, biological process: receptor-mediated endocytosis; intracellular protein localization. The transcript has a single exon. Gene Ontology annotation, cellular component: endocytic vesicle; apical plasma membrane.